Molecule: messenger RNA, 861 nt
Organism: Penicillium longicatenatum
Lineage: Eukaryota; Fungi; Ascomycota; Eurotiomycetes; Eurotiales; Aspergillaceae
Exons: 3
Coding region: 1-861 (286 amino acids)
Source: RefSeq, a predicted model, not a curated record
AUGGCCACACAAACACUGGCCUCAACAUGGUCUCCAACAAGCUGCCCAGCAUCAACUGAUCUUUGGGAGAUCUACCUUACGACUAGCGCUGUUUUCUUUCUCUUGGGACCUCUGACGGCAACCUCUGAGUGCGCGCCCUCUGGCUAUACCCCGACAGUACCUUAUUAUGCCGCAUCCUGUCCGACUGGUUAUACUUCGGCCUGUGCUCACGGUCUCGACGAUGCGACAACCGUGUGCUGCCCCACUGCGCGCGCCAUGACCUGUGCAUCAAGCGCAAAGGUGUACAGUUCGCUCACCCUAAGCUGCGAAGAGAGGUUUGCGAGUUCAUAUACGGCAGAGGUCACCACGACCUCGGUUUUCGUCACCACCGGUGAAACGGGGACUGCCACGGUUGUUUUCACGCCUGAUUUCGAUGCGGUCAACGGGUUUGGUCUCGAAUAUGUUCCAAUGACUUCUACGAGCAGUAGUUCAUCUACAACUGAAGCGACCACAACUGCGACGACUACUUCAUCCUCAGCCACCACGACAGCCACCUCAAUCAAUUCGGCCACGACAGAUAAGACCACUGGGAGCAGCCUGUCUGGUGGUGCAAUUGCCGGCAUCGUAGUCGCAGUCGUCGCUUUCAUUGUCACCAUCACUCUGGUUUGGAACCGCUCGAAGAUCACUGCAUGGAUCCACCGUCAUACUGCCCCACGAACAGAUAAGGCGGAUCAAAACACAUAUUCAAACACCUUCCAACCAGCUUGGGGACAGCAAACCACCGGAUAUCAUACAGCAGGCAUGGGUCAGCCUACAGAGCUAGAUUCAGCGUGGGGACCAUCGGAGCUGUCGUCGACGCCACAGGUCGUAGAGAAAGGCUGA